Prosopis cineraria is the source of this 1879-nucleotide messenger RNA. RefSeq lists its product as uncharacterized. The record is from RefSeq and is a predicted model, not a curated record. The transcript is spliced from 9 exons. Gene Ontology annotation, molecular function: GDP-Man:Man(1)GlcNAc(2)-PP-Dol alpha-1,3-mannosyltransferase activity; alpha-1,3-mannosyltransferase activity. The coding region runs from base 309 to 1535 and encodes 408 amino acids. NCBI's taxonomy places the organism in Eukaryota, Viridiplantae, Streptophyta, Magnoliopsida, Fabales, Fabaceae.
AAAGCAUUCCCCUCCGAGUGACGCUCAUGGUAUAUUUGCCGUUGGGUGGGCAAAGACGACGCCGUUUUCCCCUCUCCAGGUAUCAGAAUUCUGAUCAUCUCAGAAAAAUCGGUCUCCAUCGCCUUCGUGUCACCGUCUUUUCUCUUCUCCUCUUGCUGACUUAACGCAGUCGGGUCAUCGUUGACUAAUCGCCUACGAGGGCACCGUCGCGACCCGGCAAUAUUUGCCUGGUUUUUUAUUUUUUUGAAUAGACUAUGCGUCAUCUCCAACGAAUGUGUUUGCUAUAAAUUUGUUGGCUUGUCCCUGUGAUGGCAAGAGAAAAAAGCUCGAAGAUGAACAUCGCUGUAAUCCACCCAGAUCUCGGCAUAGGUGGAGCUGAAAGAUUAAUAGUGGAUGCUGCUGUUGAGCUCGCUUCCCAUGGCCAUAAUGUUUAUAUUUUUACUGCUCAUCAUGAUAAAAAUAGAUGCUUUGAGGAGACAACUGCUGGUACCUUUCCAGUUACUGUGUACGGAUCUUUUAUUCCUCGGCAUAUUUUCUACCGGCUUCAUGCAUUAUGCGCGUACCUCAGGUGUCUCUUUGUUGCUCUUUGUGUUCUUCUCUUGUGGCCAUCAUUUGAUGUUAUACUGGCAGAUCAGGUCUCUGUAGUUAUUCCAAUCUUGAAACUUAAAAAGUCUGCAAAGGUGGUAUUCUAUUGUCAUUUUCCAGACUUGUUGCUGGCUCAACAUACAACCUUCCUCAGGAGGAUGUAUAGGAAGCCAAUAGACUAUAUAGAAGAAAUAACAACUGGGAUGGCUGAUUUGAUACUUGUUAACAGCAAAUUUACUGCAUCUACUUUUGCAAAUACUUUCAAGCAUCUGGAUGGUCGAGGAAUUCAGCCAGCUGUUUUAUACCCAGCAGUCAAUGUGGAUCAGUUCAAAGAACCCAAUUCCUUUAAGUUCAAUUUUCUUUCCAUUAAUCGCUUUGAAAGGAAGAAGAACAUAGAAUUAGCAAUAUCAGCUUUUUCUAUGCUCCAAACCUUUGAAGGAGAUGUCCUUCAGAGUCGGGAUGCAUCUAAUGCUUCCUUGACUGUUGUUGGAGGCUUUGACAAACGAUUGAAGGAGAAUGUAGAGUACUUGGAAGAGCUAAAAAACUUGGCAGAAAGGGAAGGUGUAUCAAAUCGGAUAAGGUUCAUCACAUCUUGCUCAACAGCUGAAAGGAAUGCUCUUCUUUCAGAAUGCCUGUGUGUCCUUUACACUCCAAAGGAUGAGCACUUUGGCAUCGUUCCAUUGGAGGCAAUGGCAGCUUAUAAACCAGUUAUUGCUUGCAAUAGUGGUGGACCUGUUGAGUCAAUCAAGAGUGGUGUGACAGGGUUCCUUUGUGAUCCUACUCCACGAGAGUUUUCUCAAGCAAUGUUCCAACUCAUUCGAGAUCCCCAGGAUGCUGAGAAAAUGGGCAGGGAAGCUAGGAGGCAUGUCCUUGAGUCAUUUUCAACAAAGACAUUUGGCCAACGUUUGAAUAGAUAUCUUGUUGAUAUUCGCAGGGGAAAGAAGGACUGAGUUAUGGAAGAUUUUCGUAUACAAUUGGUACUAUGACGAUAAAUUAAAUAGGCAUUUAAGCAUGAGUCUGAAAAAAAUGUUUGCUUAAGAUUUUUGUCAAUUUAGGAUUGGUUUAGUCUUUUAAUGGCUAAUUUCAAUAAACUGAAUUCACUUCAGAAAACUUAGAAUUUCAGACAAUACUAACCUUAUUUGCUAUGCAAGGUAGAUAGUUUGCUAUGUAGUCGGCAUCGGAACUGGUACUGCAGACGAUCCUAGUCAGAGGCCAGAGCCCCGACAACGUCAAUAUUUCAAAGUGACUUGUGGUGAGAAUUGAACAUUGGGGUUUCGAACCUCCUGGUUUUAUA